AUGUUCCUCUUGGAUUAUCUCAACCACCGGCGCGACUGCCAGUUCAAACAGAACGAGCGCGUCGCUCGCCUCCGUGGCCUCCCCUCGUGCUACCACGCCGCCUUCUCUCCUCUCGACCGCGACAUCGUCACCAAGCCCAUCCAAUCGCUCGUCGAAGAUGUCCACAACGACCCCUCCAAGGCUACGCAGAUCUUGCGCACUUACGGUAAAGUGGCCGUCAAAGCGCACGAGAAAACCAACUGUGUGACGGAAGUCAUGAUCGAGCCCGCUGAACGCUGGCUCAAGGACGGCAGCGUCAAUCUCAAGGGGCCAUUGGCCGGAAUCCCGAUCAGCCUGAAGGAUUCCCUCGAGGUGGGAGGGUUCGACACCACGGUGGGGAUCAGCAGCCUGACAGGCAACGCGCAAAGGACCGACGGACCGCAUGUGAAGCUCCUGAAAGACGCGGGCGCCGUGCCCUAUGUCAAGACAAACAUCCCCAUCACGCUCCUCAGCUUCGAGUCGACCAACCAAGUCUGGGGCCAGUGCACAAACCCCUACAACGAAAAGUACACACCCGGUGGCUCGACAGGCGGCGAAGGUGCGCUGCUCGCCCUAGGAGGUCGGCUGGGUGUCGGCAGCGAUGUGGCAGGCAGCGUGCGUGUCCCCGCGCACUGGAGCGGCAUCUACUCUCUCCGCUGCUCGACGGGACGAUGGCCCAAGAGUGGGGCUCUCACACCGAUGCCUGGGCAAGACGGUGUGCCUUCGGUCCUGAGCCCAAUGACCCGAACACUCAACGAUUUGGCGUACUUUACCCGGUCGAUUGUGCAAAUGGAGCCGUGGAAAUACUGCUACACGUGCCACCCGCUUGCCUGGCGAUCAGAUGUUGAGAAGGCGUACAAGGAGAAGAAGGUGCUCAAAGUUGGCAUCAUGCGAACAGACAAUGUCGUCGACCCUUCACCACCAUGCCAGCGAGCACUGGAGAUGACAGAGGCCGCCCUGAGGAGGGCAGGGCACGAGAUUAGGGAGAUCUCACCUCCCGAUCCCUACGAAGGUCUCCAGGCCGCCUCUCUCCUGCUGAAUAACGACGGCGUGAGGACGGCGACUGACUGCAUGCGCUGGGGCGAGUGGAACGACAAGGGCGUCGCACAGAUGCUAUUCUACAUGAGACUACCCCGUCCGAUCAAGUACCUACACUACCUGUGGGUCAAGUACGUCCGGCGGGAUCCCGUCUGGGCGGGCUUGCUGCGAGACUGGCACCCCAAGAGUGCUUACGAGGUCUGGGGGCUGAACGCGAGGCGCGAGGCGUACAAGCGCAGGUGGUUCGAGUGGUGGAAUCAUGUGGACGUGGACUUUAUCAUCGCGCCGCCGAAUGCCACGCCGGCAGUACCGCACGGUGGUAUGCAUGAUGCCGUGAGCAGCUGUGGGUACACGUUCUUGUUCAAUCUGCUGGAUUACACUGCAGGAAUUAUCCCUGUCACCCACGUUGACCGGGAGAAGGAUGCCUUGAGCCCUCACUUCAACAUCAAGAAGCUGAACGGUGUGGCGCAAGGAGCAUACAAGCUGUAUGAUGCGGAUGCGAUGCACGGGCUGCCGGUGGGUGUGCAGGCCUAUCAACACUCAGCCUCUUUCGUGCCCAAGUUGGCAACCAAAAUAGUCCAAUGGCUUGACCUACAAAAGGACGAUGUCCUUCUUGAUGUCGGCUGUGGCGACGGCGUCCUCGACGUCGAAUUCGCCAAGAUCCUCGCCCAGGGCAGUGGAUCUCUCCAUGGAACUGAUGCCUCUUUGGCCAUGAUCGACGCGGCGAGGCAAACUUGCAGAGACGCCCCCAAUGCGACCUUUCAAGUGAUUGACUCCACGACUCCGAAUGCCUACCAGCGGGAGACCUACACCAAGGUAUUUUCCAAUGCAGCCCUCCACUGGAUCCUCAGUGCUCCAAGCACGCGUACGUCAACCUUCCAGUCCAUGUACGACGCUCUUCAGCCCGGUGGCUCGCUGAUCCUGGAGAUGGGUGGCCAAGGUAACGUAUGCGAGAUGCGCACAGCCAUCGUGUCCGCGCUUGCUCGACGCAUGUCCAUGGAGAACAUCAUUGCCGCAGAGCCUUGGUUCUUCCCCAACGAAGCUUGGUUGCAGCGCACGCUUGAGAGCGUCGGGUUCGUGGUAGAGAGGUGUGAGCGCGAGUGGAGACCCACGACCGCCGACCGAGGCGGUGUCGAAGGUUGGGUGAGGUUGAUGGGCGGACAGUGGCUGGAUGUGCUAGAUGAUGAGCAGCAGCGGGAAGAAGUCAUCAAAGAAUGCGCACAGGUCCUGCGACACGUUUGUGGGGGAGAGGGUGGUGACGGGAAGGAGAUGAUCAGCUAUGUCAGGCUGCGUGCGGUGGCCAAAAAGCCGGCCGCGUGA
This is a messenger RNA of Emericellopsis cladophorae, 2376 nucleotides long. Its product is annotated as Acetamidase. Lineage: Eukaryota; Fungi; Ascomycota; Sordariomycetes; Hypocreales; Bionectriaceae. Bases 1 to 2376 code for a protein of 791 amino acids. The record is from RefSeq and is a predicted model, not a curated record. The transcript has 6 exons. Gene Ontology annotation, biological process: fatty acid catabolic process. Gene Ontology annotation, molecular function: fatty acid amide hydrolase activity; amidase activity.